Messenger RNA from Chiloscyllium plagiosum (whitespotted bambooshark), 1308 nucleotides. The record is from RefSeq and is a predicted model, not a curated record. NCBI's taxonomy places the organism in Eukaryota, Metazoa, Chordata, Chondrichthyes, Orectolobiformes, Hemiscylliidae.
AUGACAGCCAGUGAGAUUAUCCAAUACCAGACAGUUCGCUAUGACAUUUUGCCUCUAUCUCCUCUUUCCCGUGUCAGAAUAAAUCAAAUGAAAAGAAAAAUCCUAGUUUUAGAUUUAGAUGAAACAUUAAUCCACUCGCAUCAUGAUGGCGUGUUAAAACCAGCAGUGAGGCCGGGCACACCACCAGACUUCAUGCUAAAGGUACUUGUUGACAGGCAUCCAAUCAGAUUUUUUGUACAUAAAAGGCCUCAUGUGGACUUCUUUCUUGAAGUGGCCAGCCAGUGGUAUGAGUUGGUGAUUUUCACCGCUAGUAUGGAGAUCUAUGGUGCAGCUGUAGCAGACAAAUUAGACAACAACAAGAAAAUAUUAAAUCGACGAUACUACAGACAGCACUGCACACUCGAAUUGGGCAGCUAUGUGAAAGACCUUGCAGCGAUUCACAGUGACCUCUCCAGCAUUGUAAUAUUAGAUAAUUCACCUAGUGCAUACAGGGGGCACCCAGAUAAUGCAAUUCCGAUAAAGUCUUGGUUCAGUGAUCCUGGGGAUACAGCUUUAUUAAACCUGUUACCUAUGCUUGAUGCAUUAAGGUUUACUUCAGAUGUUCGGUCUGUCCUCAGUCGGAAUCUCCACCAACAUCGACUGUGGUGACAUUGCAUUCGAUAUUUCUGGCGCACCCUUGUUGAUAGCUCAUACCAGUCCUCUGGUGCUUUGAACAUUGUAAAGCCUGCGCACCAAGGAGGUGUUUUGAGUCUGCAUGAAGUGACAUAAACUCAGUGGACAGUCAAGACCUGUUUACUUCUGCGUGGACAGAUAUCUAUGUGAAUGUUACAAACGUUCAAAUCAGUGCUGAGAUGGUGCAUCGUCAAAUGCAUUUUAAUAUAUCUUUUUUUGUUUAUAAAAUGGUAUUUUUGAGCUCAACUUCCCUCACUUGCCUGAGUUGGAGGUUUUGUUUUGAUGUGUUCUGCCUUUUAAUGUUUGAUUAUGUAAAGAUAAGAUGAUAUCCAUGAGAAUUAACUUAUCCGUUUAAAGGCAACCAGGUUACUUCCCACUGAAAGGGAGUCCAGGUUUUUUUUUAUGUGCUCCGUCCUUCUACAUGAUGCCAAGUUUUCACCAAGUAGUUUGACCAGACGCAGCAUUCCCAAGUCUGAGCCUAUCAAUGGUGCUAAACCACAAAUCUAGAACAAGGCUUUGUUUGGGCCUAGAUUUUUUUAAAAAAUUCCUCCCUAAUGUGAAACAGUUCUGUCAAUUCAGCUUUUAUCAAACAGUAUUACUGCAUAUCAAACGAAGAAUAAAAUCUGAUUUCUAGUA